Molecule: messenger RNA, 3945 nt
Organism: Polypterus senegalus (gray bichir)
Lineage: Eukaryota; Metazoa; Chordata; Cladistia; Polypteriformes; Polypteridae
Product: endophilin-B1
Exons: 11
Coding region: 191-1396 (401 amino acids)
Biological process (GO): membrane organization
Cellular component (GO): membrane; cytoplasm
Molecular function (GO): protein binding
Source: RefSeq, a predicted model, not a curated record
GGUUCCUCCUUUUCCUGUCGUGGUUACAGUUUAAUAGAUGCGUACAGUUUUGUGGGUUGUUGAAUUUACGGAUGUACUGUAUGAUCACUGAUUCUAAACGGAAAAGCGUGGGGACAGAAAACUGGGAAAAAAAAAAAACAACCAUUAACACAGUGUUAUCUUAAUGGAUCGGCUUAGUUAAUUUCUUAUUAUGAACGUCAUGGACUUCAAUGUCAAGAGGUUUGCUGCCGACGCCGGUACUUUCCUUAGCCGAGCAGUGCAGUUUACAGAAGAAAAACUUGGUCAGGCUGAAAAGACUGAAUUGGAUGCUAAUCUGGAAAACCUUUUAACCAAAGCUGAAAACACCAAAAUAUGGACGGAAAAAAUAAUGAAGCAGACAGAAGUGCUUCUGCAGCCAAAUCCAAAUGUAAGAAUAGAAGAAUUUCUGUAUGAAAAAUUGGAAAAAAAGGCUCCAACACGAAUGAACAACCAUGACCUUUUGGGACAAUACAUGAUCGAUUCUGCAAAUGAUUUUGGACCUGGCACUGCCUAUGGAAAUGCUCUUGCAAAAUGUGGUGAAACUCAGAAGCAAAUUGGAAGUGCGGAAAGAGAAUUUAUACAGAGUACAGCGAUUAAUUUUCUGACUCCAUUUCGAAACUUCCUGGAAGGGGAUUUCAAAACAAUUUCUAAAGAACGCAAACUUUUACAAAACAAACGCCUGGAUCUUGAUGCUGCCAAAACGAGAUUGAAAAAAGCUAGAGUUACAGAGGCCAAAGCAGCACAAUUAGACCAAUGUCCGCCAAGUGGGGAAAACCCAAUGGUAAAUUUCUCUUACAUGCUCAACUACCUGCAUGUAAAAUGGCUAAAGAUGUGGGCUGAAGAGGUGACCAAAGCUGAGCAGGAGCUAAGAAUAACUCAAAGUGAGUUUGAUCGGCAGGCUGAAAUCACCAGACUUCUCCUGGAAGGAAUUAGCGGUACCCAUGCACAUCAUUUGCGCUGUCUGAAUGAUUUUGUGGAAGCCCAGGCAACUUAUUAUGCACAGUGUUAUCAGUACCUCUUGGACCUCCAGAAGCAAUUGGGAAGCUUUCCAUCCACCUUUUCCUCAAACAACAAUCAAACCUCCACAAGUUCACUUCCCAGCAUUUCUAUUCCCUCCAUUCCAAUUUCUACUUCUCUUCCCACUCAAGCAAAUUCUGUUGUCACCUCAGGCUUCAGUGAACUGAGAGCUUCAAGUGGCAGCAGAAAGGCUAGGGUGUUAUAUGACUAUGAUGCGGCAGACAGCAGUGAACUGUCCCUGCUUGCAGAUGAGGUUAUAACAGUGUACAGUGUUCCUGGAAUGGAUUCUGAUUGGCUGAUGGGCCAGAGAGGAAACCAGAAGGGCAGAGUGCCUAUUACCUACUUGGAACUGUUAAAUUGAUCAGGCAAGAAAAAAGGCAGAUAUCUAUUACAGCUGUGAUUUCAUAUUUAUAAGCAUUUUCUUUCAUUUAAACCAAUUUAGAUGUCUUCCACAUUUAUAUGAUGUUAUUGAUGCCACAGUACAAGUGCCCAUAAUGAUGGAAAUAUCAUUAUAAAUAUCAGACCUGUGUAACACUGAUUUGCAUUUUGUUAAACGUUUUUACAGUCCAUGUGCCAAUAAGACUUCAUGAAUUUAUUUUCUACUGAAAUUUUCCAACAACUUCAAGCAUCAGCUUUUAUGUACCCUAGUGCCUAAAAUAAAUUUUUUUGCCAUAUCAUUCUUGUUGAUGUUUUUUAAUGAUGGCUGCAAUUGUAAAUAAAUGCAUUUAAUAAAACAGACUUUAGAAAAAUGGUGAGUUAAAUAUGCAUUUAAGAGUAAGUAUUAAAGUUUAUGUUCUUCUUUAACACUGUCAUUUUUUAUGCUUUCUGCUAUACAUACAUUUUUUUUAUUUUUUUUUUUUAAACAUGUCAUUCAAAUUAAUUACUCUUCUUCUUGGUAUAUAUUGUGAGAAUAGUUAUUGGAUCUAUGUACUGUGUGUUUGUGUUUGUAUGUAUAUAGAUAUAUAUAAAAUGGGUUCAUUUUUACAAAUAAUGUGGCCUGUUUAACGUGUUAAGAACUGUUAUCUCAUCCAGGCCGGGCAAUAAAGUGAGUGCAUUAGGCAGAUCUUUGGUCAGGGCGGUAUUUUCAUGUAAUUUUUUUUUAAUAUUAUAAAAUAAUAUAAAAAAGUUGUGUGUACAUAAAGAAUAGCAUACAACAUCCAGUGCUGUGUGUGUGUCUGUGUGUGUGUAUAUAUGUGUUUGUAACUCAGAAAAUCCCAAAGCGCACUCCAAUUCUGCCAACCACAAAAGCAUUCUUUACACUUGCUAAACAGUCUGAACCGGAAGUGACAUCCUUGGGGCUGGAACCGGAAGUGGUGUUCUUGGGGCCGAAACCAGAAAUGACAUCAUCGGGCCUGAAUCGGGCAGAAUUUCCCGUGCCCGGCCUGCAGAGAUAAAAAAAGGAAGAAGGUUUAGUGCACCCUGCCACCUCCUGGCAUGGAAUUAUCAUCCUUUGGUCCAUUUAGCUGCCUCCCGUGUGUGUGUGUGUAUAUAUGUACAGUUUAGAAAUUAGAAGAUAUGGCCAGAUGCCUGGGUCAGAACAUUUCCAAAACAGCAAGGCUUGGGGGGGAGGUCAAAGUCCUCUGUGGUGAGUACCAAUGAACAGUGGUCUGUGUAGGGGGAAAAACCACAAAUGUAUGACAGGGUAUUGGAAGGGCUUUUUUAUCGAUUUAUCAAUUGCAAGAGGUCAACAAAGGCUAACCUGUCUGGUAAAAACUAACAGGAGGGCUGCUGUGGCACAAAUGACAUUAAUUAGGGUUAUGCAAGUAAUAUGUCAUAACAUACAGUGCAUCAGGAUCAGUGGAAGAAGGUCACCUGCUCCAGUGAUUUCCCUUUUUUUGCUACAUCAUGUGGAUGCGUGUGUUAUUUACCAGGGGAGGAGAUGUUACCAGAAUGCACUGUGGAAAGAACACAAACCAGUCGAGGGAUUGUGAUGCAUUGGUCAAUAUUCUGCUGGGAAACUCUGGACUUUAUUUUGAAUCAUACUACCUACCUAAAUAUUGCACACCACAAGUAGGUAUACUCAGAUAAAAGUGGCAUCUUUGUGCAGUGUUGCAGGGUGCAUUAUCCUGCUGAAAUUGUUUGGUAGCCAUCGCUAUAGCUCUUCACACAGCCCUGAACCAACUGCAGCACAGUGUGACAUAUGUGAGGGAUGCUUUUUGUCGAUUACAGCUCGGCAUUUAACACAAUCAUCCCAGACAUCCUCGUCAAAAACUUAUGUGAUCUUGGCCUCUCCUAUCUGCUGCUGGAUUAGGGACUUUUUGGCCAACUUCAGACUUCUGCUGGUGUUUUCUAUCGUUCGAACAUAGAGAGCAUCCUGAUGUACGGUGUGACUGUGUGGUAUACCGGUUGCCUUUCACCAGAUAAAAAAGCAAUACAGAGUGUGAUUAACACUGCUCAAAAGAUUGUUGGCUGUCCUCUCCCCUCUCUAGAGGAGAUUGCCAACUCUAGACUUCUCUCUAGAAGCAACUAAGAUCACACAAGAUGGCCGUCAUCCUGGUCGCUUCCCGUUUGAACUUUUACCUCAAGAUGGUGUUACAGACAUCUCAAAACAAGGACCAGUAGAUUCAGGAAUAGUUUUUUUUCCCUAAAGCAAUAGCAAUCCUAAAUGCUGCUAAACUUUCUUAUUACACAGUAUAUACUGAAUCCUAGCACACUGUCCAUAUUAUUUAUAGGGUCUCUGUUUUAUGGUAUGUGUGUGUGUUCCAAUAAGGAUGUAUGAGUGGUGUAAUUGGGUGUGAGGUGUCUUUAUGUUAGUUAGUAUGGGACUGUGGGUGGGUGUAUUUGCAUUGUAUAAUGUGGAACGUGUGGUUUUAUUAAACUUAAGUGUUUUGCAAUGAGACACCAUAUGGAAGAGGUCUUCCAAUUUUGUUGUAUGUGAAUAUAGUGGCAAUAAAGGCAUUCUUAUUCUUA